This is a messenger RNA of Etheostoma spectabile (orangethroat darter), 1896 nucleotides long. It is a transcript of the gene rad18, whose product is annotated as RAD18 E3 ubiquitin protein ligase. The coding region runs from base 152 to 1642 and encodes 496 amino acids. Lineage: Eukaryota; Metazoa; Chordata; Actinopteri; Perciformes; Percidae. The record is from RefSeq and is a predicted model, not a curated record. Gene Ontology annotation, biological process: DNA damage tolerance; protein monoubiquitination. Gene Ontology annotation, cellular component: nucleus; Rad6-Rad18 complex. Gene Ontology annotation, molecular function: single-stranded DNA binding; ubiquitin protein ligase activity. The transcript is spliced from 13 exons.
ACUCGUCAAAUGACGUAGGUUAAGAGGCGUCUUGUAUCCCUUCGAGCGGGACUUUGAGUUCUAAUCACUGAUUGAUUGCCUGAAACAAAAACUAAAAUUUGUGACUUUCUUAAAAAAGCCUAGCUGCUUUUGUUGUUUAACGUUACCAGACAUGGCCCAACGGAUUGAAGCAGAUUUACCACCUAGCCUUGCGUGUCUGAAAAAUGUUGAUACCCUGCUUCGGUGUCCCAUUUGCUUUGACUUCCUCAAUAUUUCAAUGAUGACUAAAUGCUCUCACAACUUUUGCUCCUUGUGCAUCAGAAAAUUUCUUUGCUAUAAGUUGCAGUGUCCAGUUUGCAAUACACAAGCAACAGAACAAGAUCUCAGAACCAAUCGUUUACUGGAUGACUUGGUCGUAAACUUUCAAGCUGCAAGGCAGCAGUUGUUAAACGCAAAUUUUGACUCUCCUCCAAUAUCGCCAAAGACCCCAGUUUCAGCUGUUAAAUGCAGAGCUCCAAGAGAGAGGGGCCAGAAGUUUAAUAGCUCUGUUCUGAGUCACUUCUUCCAAAAAAGGCCAAAAACAUCUCCCGCUGAAGAAACCCAGCAAAGUAGUUCUGUUUCUCAGUGUGUUCAGCGGGGGGAAAUACUGACUGCACGCACCCACAAUGCAAAUUAUGCUGGCCUACAUUCAGCGACUGCUCAACUUCCACUGGUUGUGAAGGAAGAGCCACUGGACGUGGAGGAGACAUCGAUCCAGUGUUUGAUGUCAGUCAAACAGGAGGCCGGAGUAUCGCACAGUAUUAUGGCGCUUUGUUCUUCGCCAUCAAAAGACGUAAAGCCCAUAAUCAAAGUGGACUGCCCUGUGUGUUCUGUAAGUGUGCCACAGCAGUUUAUUAACAAGCAUCUGGACACGUGCCUUUCCAGAGGAGAGAAGAAGGAAAGCUUGAGGAGCUCCCUUGGCAAUACGAGGCGUCCAAUGACAAAGCUUGUGUACAACCUGCUUUCAGUGCAAGAGCUGAAGAGGAGGCUGAAGGACUGCCAUCUCUCAAUUCAGGGUUCUCGUGAGCAGCUGAUCAAAAGACACCAGGAGUUUGUGCACAUGUACAAUGCCCAGUGUGAUUCCCUCAACCCCAAAUCAGCUGAAGAUAUUGCCAAAGAGUUGGAGACCAAUGAGAAGAUCAGGAAUCAACUGCAGGGGAAAGCUAAACCUGUCAUGGUUUUCACAAAGAAUAAGUCUGAGAAGGAGAUUGAUGAGAUGCAUUCAAAUUACAGGAAGCAGCACAGCAGUGACUUUUCCCGCCUAAUUGCCCAGGUUCGGGGUCACCUAGAGACCACCAGGCAGACUCGUAUCAAACAGGAAGUCAUUGUGGAAGGAGAGGAUGCACAAAAAAACCACCCUUCUGAUCAAGUUGCAGAAUCAAAAAGCUGCCCAGUGAUGAAGAUAGAAGAUGGAGAAUCUGACGAGGAGCCAAGGAUUGAAUUGUCAUCUAGCCCCACUUAUAGUGAAGUGUCUAUCAGCAGUUCUAUUUCAGACGUCUUUGGUCCAGAAACUGCCAGAAACCCUGAAGACACAGAGAGGACCUCUGUCCAAAAGCGAACGUCCAGCACCAGAGAUGAUGCAGCCUUAUCGCCCGGCGGUGGAAAACGACGACGUAAAACAUAACAAGAAUUGGAGGAAAGGGAGAGAGAACAAGAUGUUUCACCUACCAAAUCAAUGCAAUAAAUGUUUGACUGACUUUCAAGUAUAUUACAGGUUUAUCGAUAUGCACACAGGCCUGUCCAGUAUUUAAAGGGAUUUUCUGAAGUUUCACUGUUUUCAUCAUGUGUCAUGCUAUGAAUAAAUGUUAAGUAUUUUAAUAGACUUUGUGGUCUUGUGAUCCAUGAUGAGCUGUGGCCCCCAGCAUGUCAUGAGGUUAC